This is a messenger RNA of Jatropha curcas, 2017 nucleotides long. It is a transcript of the gene SDE5, whose product is annotated as silencing defective 5. The record is from RefSeq and is a predicted model, not a curated record. NCBI's taxonomy places the organism in Eukaryota, Viridiplantae, Streptophyta, Magnoliopsida, Malpighiales, Euphorbiaceae.
CUUGUUAGCAUUAACAUGCAAAAAGCAAUUGUGCCUCCUUUUGGCGGAUUUUUGAUCGAUCUUCAAUGAACUCCAGUCAUAGUAGCCGUGAAACCCUCUUCUCAACCUCCAUUUCUCAUUUCUACUAUUAAUUUCAUUUUUCUUUUUUUAAAGUGUGGAAUGCAAAUUAAAAAUAAUAGAUAGUUCAUAUUGCGGCGAAGUACUCUCUUUCUGGCGACUUUAAGGAACUGAGUAUUUGUGAUAAUGGAAGCAAUUUCAACCGCUGCUCCUUACGUGGACGAGGAUUUGGAAAAGCUAGUUGAAUUUUUUGGCUCAACUUUUUCUGUUGAGGAUGUUGCCUCUGCUUUUUGUGAGGCGGGGCGGGACUCAAAUUUGGCUGCUGAAAUUCUCUGUGGAGUGCAUGGAACUAACUCAAAUGCAUUACCAUUAAAGUGUCCUUCCGGAUUGGAUAGUGCAAGAUCAGUGUCAUCAGAAUUGCCAUCUGAUAAAUAUCUUGAGAAGGUUUCCGAUGGACAAAAACGGACAAAAGAGCUUGGGUCAAAAAAAUAUUCUGCAUCAAUGGGUACUGUUUCAAGUGUAAUUGGCAAAGAGUAUACUAAACCUAGGCCAAAGACAAAUGAAUAUAUUGAAGCAAAGAAACCAUUGAUGUUAGAAUCUAAGGACUUUCCAGUCUCAAUGAUUUGGAGUGAGGACAAUACGCCAAAUGUGACAACAAGGAAUUGCCCCCCAAAAGCUGAUAUAGAGGAAUUUCUUUUUAAGAUGCUUGGAGAUGGUUCUCAGAUCGAUAUGCCUGUGAUUCAACAGGUUCUUGGCCUUUGUGGGUAUGAUGUGCAAAAGAGCAUUGACAAACUUCUUGAUUUAUCAGCUUCAACAUUGGAAAACUGUGAAGGAGUUGGCGUGGCUGCUGACAAUUCAACAGGAAAAUGUUCAGAGCAGGAAUCUGUUUCACUUAGAGAACGAGUGCAACAUCUAGAUUCUGAUCGAAGGGAUGGAGGUGAACUGAAGGCUAGCAACUUAACAAGUUCUCCAAAAGGAGAAAUGGAUAGAACAGGUCUUCAGAAGGAAGUUCUGCAAGCAUUGUUUGAUGUUCCAAAUAGAUCUGAGGAAGCACCAAAAUUUGCACGCCCACGCCGAUUUAUGCCAGGAAAGAGAUUAAAAGCAUUUGGCAAACUUGUGACUGAACGUCAUAAGGAUGCUACAAGAGAACAUAAACCUUCUGCUGCAGAGCAACAUAUAGUUUCUGAAGAAGUAGAGGAUGCUGAUAACAACUAUGAGGUCCUACGUGCAGCUGUCAAGGAAUAUUUGAUUACCAUGAAAGAGUACUAUAAAGCUGCUGUUGAUGCAUUUGUCAAGGGUGAUCAUGCAAGAGCACAUAAACUGCAAGAGCAGGGACAAUUUUUUAAGGAAAAGGCUCGCGAAGCAGAUGAUAGAUCUUGUCAAAAACUUGUUGAAACCAGAAAUGAGGAGGUAAUGUGUGUCGAGUUGCACGAUAAUGAACCGAAGGAAUCUUUACGUCUUCUGAGACUUCACUUAACCUCUCUUUCUGGUAUCCCGUCUAUUAAGUACCUUAGACUCAAAUUGGAAAGCAACAACGAAGAUGCCAUGAAAGGGAAAAGGAAGAGACUGAUUCUGAAGCAACUGGAGAAGGAAUCCAUCAAAUGGAAUGAGGAAGGGGAUGGUGAGACAAUAUUAAUCCAGGUCGAUGUGAUUAAUCCAAAGAGCUUGAGCUUUGCGAAGAAGCAAGGAGCAGGAGAUCAGAGCAAAAGGAGGUCUUAUACUGGUUAUUUGUGAUUUUCUUUCUACUGAAAAAACUUUAAUGAAACACAUCUCUGACUAGGUAUGACCAUUUUGUCUUCAAGAACAAAAUGACUAGGUACAAUGUUGCUGAAUGCUGCUGAUGAAAACAUUUUUUGAUCUUUUGGCUGAAACUAGAGAUUGCUGAUUGCUGUUUUGUAAUCCUUGUGAUGCUUAUAUGCUUUAAUUAAACUGUUAGCUCUUUUCCUUUUCCUUUUUUUAA